CGUUGGUUUUGUAUUUUCCAGAUGUCGGCCUUGAAAUCUGCCAAUAAGGAGUUGAAAGGAAUGAUGAAAACAGUCAGUAUACAAGACAUAGAUAACUUACAAGAUGAGAUGAUGGAUCUGAUGGAUGUGAGCAAUGAAAUUCAAGAGACUCUUGGUAGGAGCUACAAUGUACCUGAUGACAUUGAUGAGGAUGAACUUUUGGGUGAGCUUGAUGCCUUGGAAGCAGACAUGGGAUUUGAAACUGAAGCUGAUGGGGUUCCAUCUUAUCUCUAGCCUGAUAAGGAAUCUGAUUUUGAAGGAGAGCUCAACUUGCCUGCCGCUCCGAUAGGGCAUGCAGCAGUUCCUGCUGGUAGAAACA
Molecule: messenger RNA, 358 nt
Organism: Cucumis melo (muskmelon)
Lineage: Eukaryota; Viridiplantae; Streptophyta; Magnoliopsida; Cucurbitales; Cucurbitaceae
Product: vacuolar protein sorting-associated protein 60.2-like
Exons: 3
Coding region: 22-273 (83 amino acids)
Biological process (GO): late endosome to vacuole transport via multivesicular body sorting pathway; vesicle budding from membrane
Cellular component (GO): multivesicular body
Source: RefSeq, a predicted model, not a curated record